Molecule: messenger RNA, 4971 nt
Organism: Eleginops maclovinus (Patagonian blennie)
Lineage: Eukaryota; Metazoa; Chordata; Actinopteri; Perciformes; Eleginopidae
Gene: slc25a22a
Product: solute carrier family 25 member 22a
Exons: 11
Coding region: 342-1280 (312 amino acids)
Biological process (GO): L-glutamate transmembrane transport; aspartate transmembrane transport; malate-aspartate shuttle
Molecular function (GO): L-glutamate transmembrane transporter activity; L-aspartate transmembrane transporter activity
Source: RefSeq, a predicted model, not a curated record
CCAGCCCUCCCUGCUAUCACUCCCACCUCCUCUACCUCCCUCCUCCGAAGUCAAACGCUAGUAACACCGGUAAGGUUAGCUAUUGUCGGUCUGCCAGCCAAAGACACACACAGUAAAGGCUUUGAUUUCACACUCAACACACCGGGAGAGAUAACGGAAACGGCUCUAUAUGUGGUAUCCCCUAACUUGAACUAUCUCCAACUACAAGCAAGACAAGUGGACCAAGCACAAACAGACUACCUAAUCCCACUUGGACGGCAACACACUACUGUGACAAUCGGACCACCGUGGGACCAGCCAACAGACAGAUUGACACUUUGACCAGCCAGGGCUUCAGAUAAAUGGCUGACAAGCAGAUCAGUUUGCCUGCCAAAUUGAUCAAUGGGGGGAUCGCUGGCCUAAUUGGAGUGACCUGUGUGUUUCCCAUUGACCUGGCCAAGACUCGCUUGCAAAACCAGCAAAAUGGAUCUCGCCUUUACACCAGCAUGUCAGAUUGCCUUAUUAAGACCAUCCGAUCAGAUGGGUAUUUUGGGAUGUACCGAGGAGCGGCGGUGAAUUUAACACUAGUCACGCCAGAGAAAGCCAUCAAAUUGGCUGCCAACGACUUCUUCAGGCAACACCUCUCCAAGGAUGGAAAACUCACUCUGGUCAAGGAGAUGCUGGCUGGGUGCGGGGCGGGUACAUGCCAGGUUAUUGUCACAACUCCUAUGGAGAUGCUGAAAAUCCAACUCCAAGAUGCUGGACGAAUUGAGGCUCAGAGGAAGCUGAUGCCUGAGACGGUGGCAGCAGGUACUGUGGCGACCAAGUCCCCAACAGCCAUUCAGCUCACCAGAGAACUAUUUAGGGAAAAGGGCAUCGCUGGUCUGUAUAAGGGCCUUGGUGCCACACUGCUCAGGGAUGUUCCCUUCUCCAUCAUCUAUUUCCCGCUUUUCGCAAACCUGAACAACCUGGGAAAACGAGGCGCAGAAGGACCUGCUCCUUUCUACGUUUCCUUUAUAUCAGGCUGCCUUGCAGGAAGCACAGCGGCUGUUGCUGUCAACCCUGUCGAUGUGAUAAAGACUAGACUGCAGUCGCUGAACCGAGGGAGCACAGAAGACACGUACAGUGGAGUGACUGACUGUAUCAGGAAAAUACUGAAAAAUGAGGGUCCGUCUGCCUUCCUGAAGGGGGCCUAUUGUCGAGCCUUGGUCAUCGCACCGCUGUUUGGCAUCGCCCAGGUGAUCUACUUCCUGGGUGUGGGUGAAAUGAUCCUCAGCUAUUUGCCUAAAAGAGACAAAUAAGAAGCACCUCCUUUCUGCCUUUCCCUCCCACAAUGCAUCACACCACUUUGUGUGGGUUCAUCUCAUUCUGAAAGAAAUCUUCAAUUGGUCUCAGUAUGACCAAUCAAUACAUGUUGUUUUGAAUUUGUUGUGUUGAAUGUCUAAGUAGUUUAAGGAGGGAGCCUUUGUUUGCCAAGCUGCCUGUGGUGGCACACACAAAUCCAGUAGGCAUGCUAAGCUAGCACUCUGGAAAUGAAGCCACAUAUCAGUUAAGGUUUUAAUGGAAUAUUGCUUUAAUUACUGCAUUUUAUUGCAUUUUUGAAUAUGAUUGUCGAAUUUUCAAAGUAAAUGUACUGCCCUAGGUUGCUGCAGCUCUGCAAGCCCAACACUAACUCAUUUAAAACAGCAUUAGUCUGUAGAGAAAACAAUAGGGAAACAUUGAAAAUGAUACAACAUAACUAGCUACGGUAAUUUAAGUGCACGUACUUUACUUAGAAAUAUAUUUGAAAACAUCAGAAUAAUAGAAAAUUUAACAAAAAUUCCCCCAAAAAAUAGUAUAUAUAUAUAGAAUUAGAAAAUAUAGGCCUCUGUUUCAGGCAAAGACCUAGGGAAUGUGUUGAUGUGAUGCCAGCACACCCCCUAUGAUCUUUCCUGAAGAACCACAUCCCUUCCUGUAAGUGGUUAUAAUGAACUCAGCCUUUCAGCUCCGAGCAGGCUUUGAUAGCCUUGGCUUUUUAAGUAGAUCAGGUUCCAUCUGAUAUUUAGUGCUACCACAAUGGUUUGACUGUUUUGCCUCUGUGAAAAAGAUAUCUCCUGUUUUGUAGUCCAACCCUAGACUGAAGUCUCAGUGUACAGCGUUUGGACCUUAUGCACUACUAACCUGCACGUACACAUUGUUAAAAAAACUGCCUAUAAGGUUAUUUCUAUUGUGUGUUGUAUUUGUUGCCACACCUCAACCAGUGAUGACACAGCGGGGUCUAUGCCUUCGAGGGGUGAUGAAAAAUCACCUGCUGUGACAUCACUGAUUGGAUUGUGGCCAAAAUGCUGUGCGCUUUUAAAAUUUCAGUCCACAGAGAGCUGAACGACCGCUGUUUUAUGCCUGUGUGAUUCUUGGUGGGCAUGAAUGAAAGCAGUGAACACUAAAUGGGUUGAGAGUAAUUUCAGUAGAAUAAUAUCCAGAUUAUUAGUGGCCAUUUAGUAAUUAUGCUGACAAACGGUCAGACAUCACAUGCCGAGUACAGUCAUCCAUUGUGGAGCCAGUUACUACAGUAAGAGCAGUUCAAACCCCUAGAGCCAGACAUAAUUAAUAUUGUUUACAAAUCAUUACAUUACAUUUACAUUCUUUGAAUUCAGUGGCAGGACCCAAAGAGCUAAUGAUGAACUUUCAUUUAUCAGAAAAUUAAACCAAUGUGUUUUCAGUGUUUUAUGAUUUUGACCAAACAUUUCAACUUGUUUGCUUUAGAGGUUUUGUUUGCUUUAAGCUGCCAUGGGAAGCAGCCAUGUCCUAUCUUGUUUAUGCAUCACAACACUGAAGCCCUGCCAUUGGUUUAUCCCUCCGGAGAUCAAGGUGACUUUGAUGUGAAUUAUCCAAUCACAUUCCUUCCUCACUCCCACUGUUUAAGCAGCUCGUCAACUGUGCUGUUGCACUGUAGAAACGGGAUGCAACUCUAAUGUAUUAUCAUUUGUGGGAGUGAGAUCUGUUUAUCAAUAUCCCUUUCGAUAGGCAGUAUAGCACUAUAUAUUUGUAUGUGUUGUUUUUUCUGUGUCAAAGUGUCCACCUUAACUUUAUUGUACAUAUCCAGAUGAUAUGAACUCUAUGUUUUAGGAUUUAUUGUUUGUUUUGUACAUGAUGGCUUAUUUGCACACCUACCUCUCCAAAUCCCCCCUAAAUCCAUAUUGUGGUGAUUUUAUUUUACGAUGGUGUGGACAUAUCAAAUGAAGAAAAAUGUUUUAAUGCAACAAGCGUAAUUUCAACUUUAAUGCAGCACAUUGAUAAAUGUUUUUUACUGGAAGAAAAGGGGAACACUGGGUAGAUCAAGGAUGGUUUUUAGGAGGGUCAGCCUAUUGUCUUGUUUCCUACAGUUUUAUCAACUAGGACCAAACGGAGCAUCAUUUAAGGAUGAUAGGAAUUUAUUUAGUUUGAAGUGAAUGACCUCUAGCACUACUCAAACAGUUCUGAAAGGGAAAUAGGGACCUGCUGACAUAGGACUGUAAAUUUAACAUCUGUGAAUGGUGCUUUUUUCACGUGGUAGCUGCAAUAGGACAUUGAUGGCACCAACGACCAAGGCUGUCACAUGCUAGCUAGCGUUACCAAUGUCUUUACUGAAAGCCAUAGGUCAGGGAGGGACAUCAGAACUGCUAGACAUGGACUGGUGCCUCCAGCCGUGUUUACAGAUGACAGCUGAGCCACAGGAAAACGGCAAAAAGAUCUGCAGCUCAUGUGAGCUCGUCUUUAUAAAUUACUGUUGUAGAUUUUCAACAUUCCUAUUGCCAGUUCAUCUCAUAAAUGCUGAUAUUGUGAUCAGAAUGCCUAUUUUUUGUGUUUUUGAGAUUAUUGUUAUGGUUUUUGAACCUCCCUCAAUCCUUUCUAACUGCCCUGUUUGUUUGUUUUUUGGUUAAAUCUUGAAAAUGUUAAUGUACAAGUUAUUUUCUUUUACUCAGAUGUGAGUUUUCACUGACCUUGUGCAUUUGGUUUUGUAUGUGCGUGUGUGUGUCUGACUGUGUAGUGCUGUAGUCGAUGUGUAGUUGUUAGUGUGACACCGCGGUAUUUUUCUCUUUGAUUGUAAGUCCCAUGCUUUCGCUCCUCUUUCCUUCUAUCUUUCACACUCCUCUGCCAUCUACUCUCAGCAGUAUCCACAGCUGCAGGUAUAGGCAGAGGAGCUCUAAUACACCAAAUGUAUGACUAAGAGUGUAAACAAUCAAAGGAAAGCACACAGAAAUAUUAGGCACAAGAAACCACAUGGCCCUCUUUAGAGAUAAUCAGACAAAGUCCUUGGAAAACAAUGUGCUGCCUUUGCAGACCUGGAUUAAAGUCUGAUUUAUUUCAGUGGCGAUGUCGAUUGAGAUUAACUUUGUAGUCUUGUAAGAAAGUUUAUCUAUGUCUGUAAAACUUGAUCUAUAGGGCUGAGACAACGGUCAUUAUAUUAGACCCAUGUGAUGGUGUCCACUAUGUCAGCCAUCAGCAGUUACUCACAAAAUGUAUAUCGCCUACAUAUUCUAAAUGAAUCAGAUAUAAGAAUGUAUCUUAGAUAUUAUGAGAUGUAUUAUAAUUAUAGUGAAGAGUUUAUUACAUUUUAAUUGAAAGACUUGUGCUUUACAUAUUCACUGAUAAAAAAAUCACGAACCAGCUCACUGAUAUGCAAUAAGUAGAGUCAACACACAAACACACACUUGAAAAAAAUAUAUAUACACAAAGUAAAACACAAUGUAUGAUGCAAGUGGCGACCCAGAAGGCCUUCUGGGGUCUCCUCUCAGCCUCUGUUGUCUUCCUCCAAGAGGAAUUGUGCAUUAUUGCACUUUAAAAUAUGAAGGACCUUCACCGUAUUCUCCAUCUACUAUGUCUCUCUCUGUGGCAAAGAGGGUGUUUAUGAAAUGUUUGGUGAAUGACACAUUUGUCCAAGGCAUUGUUGACAAUGCAAUUGAAAAUAAAUAAAUAUUGUGUUCCCUGUCACAAUUUGCUGUUCAAUAAACUGACUGUCCUAAAAUUGCCUGA